Nerophis lumbriciformis (worm pipefish) is the source of this 1170-nucleotide messenger RNA. The record is from RefSeq and is a predicted model, not a curated record. NCBI's taxonomy places the organism in Eukaryota, Metazoa, Chordata, Actinopteri, Syngnathiformes, Syngnathidae.
GUCAAAAUGGAAGAUGACGCACCCGUAAUAUAUGGUCUUGAAUUCCAGGCACGAUCGCUUACUGCCCAGACAGCUGAGACAGAUGCUAUUCGCUUCCUUGUGGGCACACAGUCUCUGAAGUUUGACAACCAGGUGCACAUCAUUGAUUUUGAUGAUGAGAAUAACAUUAUUAAUAAGAAUGUCCUCCUACACCAAGCUGGAGAGAUAUGGAACAUUGGUGCCAGUCCUGCAGAUAAAGAAAUACUUACCACCUGCUACAACAAAACCAGUGACAGUCGAGUGGUUUCCUGUGCAGCUGUAUGGCGAAUGCCCUCCAACUGGGAAACAGGAACCCAUGAGUGUCCUGAUGAUUCAGCACACAACCCUCAAACCCUGGAACUUCUUUGCCACCUAGAAGACAGUGCCCAUUGCAACGCAGCCUGCGUACUGUGGGAACCAAUGGGGGAUGGCAAGCGUGUGAUUUCAUUGGCUGAUAACUAUGUUCUUCUCUGGGACCUGCAGGAGAGCUGCACACAAGCCACAGUCUCCAGUACAGCAAUUCUCGAGGGUAAAGGACAGCUUAAGUUCACUUCUGGCAAGUGGAGCCCUCACCAUAACUGCAGUCAACUUGCCACUGCAAGUGACACAGCCAUAAGAGGCUGGGACCUUCGCACCAUGAGUCAGAUUUACUGUAUCGAGAACGCUCAUGGCCAGCUGGUACGUGACCUUGACUUCAACCCAAACAGGCAGUAUUAUUUGGCUAGCUGCGGAGACGACUGCAAGGUCAAAUUCUGGGAUGUCCGCAAUGUCCAGGAGCCCAUCAAAACACUGGAGGAGCACUCACAUUGGGUGUGGAGUGUCCGUUACAACCAUAGCCAUGACCAGCUGGUGCUGACGGCCAGCAGUGACAGCCGCCUCAUCCUGUCCAACAUGGUGUCGAUCUCCUCAGAGCCUUUUGGCCAUUUGGUGGAUGAUGAGGAUCUCAGUGAGGGGGAAGAAAACCCUCAGGAUGAUAAGGGCAAGGAGCCUCUGAAGGACAGUGUGGUCUCCACCUAUGAGGAGCAUGAAGACAGUGUAUAUGCAGCUGAGUGGUCAUCAGCCGAUCCGUGGCUCUUCGCGUCACUCAGCUAUGAUGGCCGCCUCGUCAUCAACAGGGUUCCCCGCAACCUCAAAUAUCAGAUCCUAUUAUGA